Phragmites australis (common reed) is the source of this 760-nucleotide messenger RNA. RefSeq lists its product as uncharacterized. Bases 233 to 523 code for a protein of 96 amino acids. NCBI's taxonomy places the organism in Eukaryota, Viridiplantae, Streptophyta, Magnoliopsida, Poales, Poaceae. The record is from RefSeq and is a predicted model, not a curated record. The transcript is spliced from 2 exons.
GACACGGCCAUCGCCACCAAGAGGAAGUUGCAGCAGGCGUUAGGUGGUGCGUGCGUGCUCGGCCUCGGCAAGGGAAGGGGAAGGGGAAGGAGAUCCGCCUUGCCCUUCUUCUUCCUACUCCUCCUCCUCGCGUAUCACCAAAGCUCCGCGAGGAGCAAAGCCAAAGGCGCGGCCUUUAUUGAUUUCUUCCGUCCAAGGCCGGGUUCAUUGAUUGGGGAACCCAGUCCCGGAGAUGUGCCCGCUGCGGGUGAUUCUCAUCUUCCUCUCCGCCACCAUCGCCGGGUUCUUCCUCAUCAGGGGCCUCAACGCCGAGCCGGACCAAUUCGACGCCGACGCCGACGCCGACGACGACAAGGCCUCCGAGUCGGGAUCCCCAAGGGCGCCCGUGCCCCUCCAUUCCAAGCAGUCAAAACAGGAUUCUGGACAAUGGUGGACAUGGCAAGUGGACGGUACCUUUGGCGGACCCUUGUUGCACCGACGGCAAAAUCUGAAUCUGACAGGACCCGGUGAUGGAUGUUCAUAAGUUAUUUCAUAUUUUGCUGAUUCAGUGCCAUAGAAGGGAAGAUGGCACAAUCUUGUUGUGGUUACGUGUUGCUGAUUAAUGUGUAAUACGGCGGCAGUUGUAAAAUGGUGGUUUAAUACCCAUGAAGUCUUACAAACUAGUCAUUGACUGUGCGGUGUGAUACACUACUGGUUAGUUUACCUCAACUAUUUUACUUUCAAGUGCUGCGAAAUUCUUUAAUCAUUGUUCAUUAGCUCA